Messenger RNA from Ilyonectria robusta, 630 nucleotides. RefSeq lists its product as uncharacterized. The transcript has 3 exons. NCBI's taxonomy places the organism in Eukaryota, Fungi, Ascomycota, Sordariomycetes, Hypocreales, Nectriaceae. The record is from RefSeq and is a predicted model, not a curated record. Bases 1 to 630 code for a protein of 209 amino acids.
AUGGGGCAACUGAGCAGCCACAUGACAGAGCUUUUCCGCAUUGCCGGUUCCGAGCACGCAUCUAUUGAUUUCGAAGAAUCAGCUGGAAAGGAAUCUGAAUUUGUCGUAGCGUCGGGGAAUUUUGCUACUUCACGGCAUUCCAGACAUGUCCUCGACGUCUUCGGCCAGUCGCCGGCUGGCGCAGACAACCCGCUGCUGGCUAAGCGCGUCUACGUCCGCGGCAAUUGCUUCGAGUGGGCGUCGUGGUUCAGCGCCAACUCGCGCCAGGGCUACCACAGCGACUUCCAGUAUGCCAAAGCCAUCUUCAAGGGCUACGAACGCUGGAGUUGGAACUACAUCGGCCCAGUUCAACUGGGGAUGGGGCUCGAUCAAGCUCACGAUCCGCAACCAGGACCAGUGCCCUCGGGGCUACUUCACCGGGACGACGGCCUGGACAUGACGGAUGACCUCUGGUACCACUUUUGCCAGAACCGCGGCCAGGGCUGGGGCUACAUGCACUGGAACCCCACGCUCGUGGCUAUGAUCUACUACGACGGCUACCCCAUGCCCGGCUUCCAGCCCGGAUGCAAUCACACCGAUCUGAAGACGCUGCUCAGGGCCAAGAUGGAAGCGGAGGAGGCGGCCGAGUAG